Messenger RNA from Coffea arabica (coffee), 480 nucleotides. NCBI's taxonomy places the organism in Eukaryota, Viridiplantae, Streptophyta, Magnoliopsida, Gentianales, Rubiaceae. The record is from RefSeq and is a predicted model, not a curated record.
AUGACCCCGGUAAGGACCCCCCUGGUAAGGUUUGGGGGACACAUCGUGCAUCCCGAAGGGAUGGUUACUCUGACGGUGACUGUAGGGCAUCACCCCCGUUGCCGAACCAUCUCUGUCAACUUCGUGGUAGUUAAGGCCGACUCUCCGUACAACUUGCUCCUGGGUCGACCCACGCUAAAUGCUCUACGAGCAGUGUACUCCACAUACCGUCUGAGUUUUAUGUUUCCUACCCCCGCGGGUGUUGCUGAGGUAAGCAGCGAUGUCUGCGCUGCCAGAGAGUGCUACCUCGCCACUUUGCAGGCAGCCUCCACAUCGACCUCCGGCACGAGGUCCGAGAAGAGGUCCAACAUCCUGUCAAUUGAUUGCAUCAACCCUCAGCGAGCUGAGAAGCCCCAGAAGCUGGAGGCCGGAGAUGAGGUGGAGGAGGUCUCCCUGAACCCCACGAAUCCGGAUCAGACGAUCCGCGUCGGCACCUGUUAA